Oenanthe melanoleuca is the source of this 1255-nucleotide messenger RNA. RefSeq names its product E3 ubiquitin-protein ligase NEDD4-like. Lineage: Eukaryota; Metazoa; Chordata; Aves; Passeriformes; Muscicapidae. Gene Ontology annotation, biological process: regulation of dendrite morphogenesis. The record is from RefSeq and is a predicted model, not a curated record. Gene Ontology annotation, molecular function: sodium channel inhibitor activity; ubiquitin-protein transferase activity.
AUGGCGGCGGUGCCCUACUCCCGGGAGUUCAAGCACAAGUACGACCACUUCCGCAAGAAGCUGAAGAAACCUGUGAAAAAAGGACUUGACUAUGGAGGUGUGGCCCGAGAAUGUUUUUUUCUCUUGUCCAAGGAUAUGUUUAACCCUUACUAUGGUUUCUUUGAAUACUCAGCAACGGACAACUACACACUUCAGAUGAAUCCUAAUUCAGGUCUCUGUAACGGAGAUCACCUGUUGUACUUCACCUUCAUUGGCCGGGUGGCCGGCCUGGCUGUGUACCACGGGAAGCUGCUGGACGGCUUCUUCAUCAGACCUUUGUACAAGAUGAUGCUGGGGAAGCCCAUAACCCUGAAGGACAUGGAGUCAGUGGAUAGUGAAUACUACAACUCUCUGAAGUGGAUCCUGGAAAAUGACCCCACCGAGCUGGAUCUCACGUUUUGCAUAGAUGAGGAAAACUUUGGGCAGACAUAUCAAGUGGACCUGAAGCCCAACGGGUCCGAAAUCAUGGUAACAAAUGAAAACAAGCGGGAAUACAUUGACCUGGUCAUCCAGUGGCGAUUUGUCAACAGAGUGCAGAAAGAAAUGAAUGCCUUUCUGGAGGGAUUCACAGAACUGCUUCCUAUCGACCCAAUUAAAAUUUUUGAUGAAAAUGAGCUGGAGUUACUGAUGUGUGGCCUUGGUGACGUGGAUGUCAGCGGCUGGAGACAACACACCAUCUACAAAAAUGGUUACUGCCCAAAUCACCCUGUUAUCCGGUGGUUCUGGAAGGCUGUGCUGCUGAUGGACGCUGAGAAGUGGAUCCGGCUGCUGCAGUUUGUGACCGGGACGUCCCGCGUGCCCAUGAACGGGGCAGGACAGGGGCGGGACCGGGCAGUCCCAGAAGGCAGAGCCCGGGAGGAACCGGGAUGAAGCGGGGCGGGCCCGGGGCUGGGGCCGAGGUGAUUUAAUGCCUGGAAACCACCCGAGCGCCGUUUGCUGACGCCGAGCGGGGUGAGAGGAGGAGCUGCUUGUUCGGGCUCCCAGGUGAGCUGUGGGGCUUUGGCUUCUACCCCUCUCCCCCGCUCUAGCCCUCCUUCCUUCUCUGCGUAUUCCUCUUCUUUCCCCCCUUGUGCCUCCCAAAACCUCCCCUCCUCUCCCCCCUGCCCCUCCUUCCUUCUCCCUGAACUCCUUUACUUUUUCCCCUUUCUCUCCCCAUCUCAAGGGAUACAGCCCAGGAUAUCUCAGGGCCCAGAUGAUUUCUGUUCCUUCUGCUUGU